UUUUCCCCUCACCUCACUCGCAUAACUCCCUCACUCCCCCCGUUUCUUGAAAAUCAAAACACCCGCCGCCCUUGAGAGUCGAAACUCCUCUCCCCCAUACUUGUCACUCAUAUCCCCAUGAGGUCUCUGCGUUUGAGGUGUGAACCGGCAGCCAUCUCCGGAACGACGCUCGCUCCCCCCCUUCUGGUGUAACUCUUCUCAAUCGAAGCCCUGUCCAAGCGAUUUGAGGUUUCAAGCGAGGAGGCCCCAUCGUCGCGCACUUGUUUAGGACGACGAAGCUCACCAAUGGUGCGAACCCCACUGUCAGAGAUGGCGGAUCGGCUGAAGUUACACAUUCCGAGUGACGAGUAUUUCCCCGCGCAGUACUCUGUGUGUUCAGACUUUAGAAAUGCAGCCAAAUGGGUAAAAAAGAGGUUAACUGAAAGACAAAGGGAAGUGUUUAGGGAUUUACCAUGGGGGCAUCUGAUUGACAUCCCAGAGACAGACAAUUCUGGGCAAAUAUUGCACAUGCUGGCCUUACACCUAGUGAAGGAGCAACCGGAUGAUGAGCUGUGGUUUGCCAUUGGGGGUACACUGUAUAAGUUUACUUAUGUGGACUUUUGCUACAUAAGUGGAUUACCACACGGUGCUGAACCAGAACUUGAAG
Messenger RNA from Cuscuta epithymum, 646 nucleotides. NCBI's taxonomy places the organism in Eukaryota, Viridiplantae, Streptophyta, Magnoliopsida, Solanales, Convolvulaceae. The record is from the annotation of a GenBank genome assembly.